Polyodon spathula (Mississippi paddlefish) is the source of this 4262-nucleotide messenger RNA. Its product is annotated as brain-enriched guanylate kinase-associated protein-like. NCBI's taxonomy places the organism in Eukaryota, Metazoa, Chordata, Actinopteri, Acipenseriformes, Polyodontidae. The record is from RefSeq and is a predicted model, not a curated record. Gene Ontology annotation, cellular component: synapse. The transcript has 8 exons. Bases 610 to 2439 code for a protein of 609 amino acids.
UCUUCAGUGCAGUAACUGAGUCAUUCGUUGCCUCUGGCCCUAGGGUAUGCUGUGUUUCUGCAGUCUGCUGCAAUUUUUUCUCUGUUAAUCUGUCAGUGUUUUUCUGCUAAUGCAGAUGUAGAUUUGCUUUCUGACGCUAUGUAGACACUUGUCCAGAAUCAUUUGUUCAGCCUCAUCUCUGCGUGCAUCUGCAGCAUGAACCUUUUCUUUUAUUCAUAGCAUCUCAUUUGAUUCUUCCCAGGCCUCAGACUGCGAGAUGCAAGAAAUAAGCAUGAGGAAAUCUCAGCCACUUUUCAUGGAGCGAAUCCCAGAGAGACUCCCAUAGACGUGCCUCUGUCUUUCAUCUCACACCCGUGAAAGAAGCUCUCACGCAAAUCCCUCUCUGUGACAUUAACUGCAAAACCAGUUUGCUUUUGAUUUCCUCAACUUUUGAAGGACAACCACAUCAGGAAGAAAACUACUUCCUGGGUCACCAUAGAGAGCAUUAUUCUUCAGAAAGAGGGAAUGAAGGGGCGGAGUUUAGAGCAGAGUUCUGACAUCUCCUUCCUGUUUGCAAAGUAAAGUCUCGUGAAACAAAACAAAAAACAAAACAAAAAAAAAAAAAAAAACAUGAAAAAAUUAAAUAUCGGGAAAAUGGCUCUAAAAAACUCCCGUAAGCAUCACAAAAAAAGUUCCCUUCAGGAGCAGAAGGAGGACCUGCGGAAACGCCUGUCCUACACCACCCACAAGCUGGAGCUCCUGGAGUCUGAGUGCGACGCCACCCGGCAGUAUCUCGAGAUCGAGCUGCGACGGGCACAGGAGGAGCUGGAGAAACUCACAGAGAAGCUUCACCGGAUCCAAAACAGCUAUUCAACCUUACAGAGGAUUAAUCAGGAACUGGAAGAAAAAAUCCACCGGACGUCACAGCGCGACGAUGACGACAAGAGAGCUCUGAGCCACGAGAUCAUUGUUCUGAAUAAUCACCUCAUGGAAGCCAAGAUAACCAUCGAUAAACUCCGGGAGGAUAAUGAGCUCUACAGGAAAGACUGCAAUGUGGCUGCUCAGCUGUUUCAGUGUAGCAAAUCCCAUUACAGAGCCCACAAACUCUCAGAGUUACCGAGUGAAUUUCAGGAGCGAGUGAGCACCCAUAUGGAGAAGCAUGGCUGUGGCAUCUCGUUGCCCCUCUGUCACUCUCCCUACUCUGACAGUGUUCCUAUUUCUGUUAUCGCCAAGCUCCUGGAAAAGCCAGCGCCCAACAGCAUGCCUGGUUCACACUCUUCCAGCCCGCUGUCCAAGGAAGGGAACUUUGCAUACAACAGCAUGGGGAGCGCAGAGAAGCUGAACCAGAGAAGCGCGUACAAGUCAGACCUGUACCGCAGUGACACAGCCCUGUACUGCCCCGACGAGCGGAUGAGGGAGAGGAGGCAGAGUGUGGAUCUGCAUGUCAGAGACCCCGAGAGGUUCCGGCCACAGAACUCCACAGACAGCACCACCGAGGAGGACGGCUUCCAGCUGAGCUUCUCGCACGAGCCCUUCAACGAGUUCACCCCCUCCCUGCCCCCCUCCAGCUCCUACUCCAGCUUCAGCGCGCAAUCCGAUGAGAAGGGCCAUGGCGCAAGCAGCACCCUCUCCUCGCCCCACCGAGCUCUUUACAUGGACUGGAGGGACGAGAACUACGACAGGAAGAGCAGCUCGUCCUAUGAGAAGGACAGCCCUGGCUUCCCCAAGUCCAGGAGUUUCCAGCACAUGGCGCAGGGCCACCAGAACGACUCCUCACCUGUUUACACCAGGACUGUCCCUACAUGCUUCAGCGAGCCUUUCCACUCCCCGAGCAUGGCCUCCCCCCACCCACUCUACGGCGACAGCAGGAGCCCUGUCCACAUCCCCGAGGAGGACCUGUCUAGACGCUGGAGGCAGCUGAGCGUGGAGGACGUCAACGCAUAUUCUUACAGGAACCCAGGCAGGGUCUCACCCUACAGCUUCUCGGAGCAGCACUUCGCGAUCGGACCUGCCAAGAGCAAGCUGGGUCACCUCUACAGCAGCUUCCAAGAAGGAGAAGAUGUGUAUCAGAGCCGGAUCAUGGACCCUGCCUGCUUCAUGCCAACAAGCCCCAGCCUGGAGCGCAAAAUAGGUCUCCGGUCACAGGAGAAGAUGCAGAUGUACAGACAGAAGGAGGAUGACCAGAAGUCUGAAAGGAGCUUGUUUCACGGGAGCUCAAAGGAUAAAGGCAGCACCAGCAGUGUGAAAAAUGAAUAUGUCGACGUGAGCCCAAACAGCUCAGCUGAAUCAUUAAACCAAAGUUCACUGGAGGUUUUGGAUCUCCAGCACUACAGCAUGGAGCACGAUUCCCCUUCCACUCUAAGACAAAAAUCUCCAGAGUUCCAAAGAUUUGGCACCCCGGGACUCUGCAGGAAGGACAGUCUCACGAAGGCUCAGCUGUAUGGGACAUUGCUGAAUUAAACAGUCUGUUAUAAAGAGUUUCUUAUACAGAGCACGUGCUUUGAAUCAGUGCUUUGUGCCGCAGAGAACCCAAGUUAGGGGAAUCGUUAGGUGGCAUAAAAUAAUUCCAGAGGUCGUAUAACCUGGAGAAUUGACACCUGCAGCUCUGGAGCUGUUUAAGGGAACCAAACGCAUGGGGUGGUGACAGUGUGGUUUGAAAGGACACACAACACGCACACACACCUAACGAAGCACGCUCCCCCUAACCCAGAGGCUGGGGCACUGGCAACUCUUCAUCAUCACUGCUCAGUCUUCAUUUUGAGUAGAUUUCAUUUUCUUCAGAGAUGCUUAAGUCUGUGCAUUCAAAUAAUUGAGUUGUUUUUUUACAGAGGUAUUGUUAGGGCUGUAACUUUCUGAAGAUUGAAUUUCUUUGUUGAGCAUUCCUGGCAUUCCCAGUUCAGCUUUUAUUUUUGAAUGCUCUGUACAGAAAAUGUCUUAUCAGGAGAAACACAAGAGGCGUGCUGUGAAAUUGCAUUGUGAAAGCAAUAACAUCGAUGUUAUAAAAGAAACCAAGGGCACAGUUACAAUGCAAAUAUGGAGCCAGCUUUAAAACAAACGACUGUUACACAAUAUAUUAGGGAUGUGCAGAAGAUUCAGACGUGCCUUUCCCUUUAAAAUAAAGCAAAAACAAGGCUAAAGAAAAGGCUGACACCUUAAAUGAAGGUUCAAGUCCCAUUCUGUCACAUCCCUAAUAUAUAAUACACUACCCAUCCACAUUUUGGAAACAGUAGCUGAACAGGGGAAUCUUGUGGGAGUAUUUUAAAUACACACCAGGGCUUUGUCCAGUCAGUCCAGUCUGAACAACACUGCUGUGGAUUUCAUUAACCCCUUCGUUGCUCUUCACUGAGAUUCAUUAGACAGGCACGUUGCCCAUUCCACCCUCUCUGUGCAUUCUGUCAUAGCUUCAGUUGCCAGCACAGCCCGUCAGUUCUGCUCCUGAUUCCAAACGUUGAGACAGGUGGUGUAAAUAAAUGUAUAGUCUUGGGUAUCCAGAGAUUUUAGGCAGGCCAUGAUUAUCUUCGUUCUUUUUUUUUUGUGUAUAUUAUUGAGGAUAUCUGCAUGGGUCUUCUCCAGAUACCUGACUGAUACUUGGCUAUGAUGUUGUCAUGCCUCUGUGUAAUACUGUGGAUCAAAUCAGUUCUCUGACUGGGUCUCCUGUAAAGCCUUUUGUGCAUGACUUUGAUUGACAGUGGAACCAGAGCACCGUCCCUCCCUGCACGGGCCUUACUAUCUCUACUUCCCUGAGAAUCGACGACCUGGCUGUGCAUCACAUGACCUCAUCAAUUCACUUUGGAACUGGAGCGCUGUCCCUCCCUACACAGGCCUCACUGUCGCUGCUUCCCUGAGAAUCGACAACCUGGCUGUGCAUCACAUGACCUCAUCGAUUCACAGUGGAACCGGAGCGCUGUCGCUGCUUCUCCACAAGGCAUCUCAUCUAUCCAUGUCACCUUAAAGAGCACAGGGGUCAGUAGUGGUUUUAUACACUCGAGAGGAGCUGAUGACCCGCAACGUAAGGACAGUUUCUCAUAGACACUGAAAACCUUUUCUUGUGUGAGAGUGUGUGUCUGUGUGUGUGUGUGUGUGUGCAGAUUUCUCACUUCAUGAUUGGUAUUAAUUUCCCUGCUCCAUGAUGUUCUUUGCUUUCUCUUCCCAAUGUUUUCCCUUUCCUGUACUACCUCAGAUUUGAUUAUCGUCUCACCAUGAAAGGAUUAUCCAGCUGUUCUUUAUAUUUGCAUUAUUAUGCAUGUUUCUGUAUUUUUUGUUGUUGUUUUGUUUCUAUGCGU